CUAGUGAAAGCUACUUCCACUGCUGGGCCGGUUAGCCCAUCUCCUUGACACAUCUCGGCCACCUCACUGAAUCCCCUCUUCUUCACCUCAAUGGCCGGUCAAGGCAAACCUUUCCCUCUCGGUUCCGGCGAUGGCUGCCUCCCGCCGCCUCUCGCGGAAGCUGCCCUCGCUGAUCUCCAGGCAUCAGCGCCUCAUCUCCCCGGAGGCCGAAGCGCCGGAACUCACUGAACCCUCCAUCACCUCCUCAUCCAUCCCACUCGACCCCACCCUGCCCGUCCUCCCGCUCGCCGUCUCCCACCUUUCGCCGCCGAGCCCGCUCCCGACGCUCCCCUCCGCGCACGCCUCCUCCCCCGCCUCGCUCCUGCGUCUCCUCCGCCGAGCGCGUCACCACCCGCGACUCGCGGCGCUCGACCUCCACAUCCUCCUGGCCGCCGCGGACGCGUCCCCCGCGUUCCGCCCCGACCACGGCCUGACCUCGCUCCUCGCCGCUCGCCUUGCGGCCUCGCGCCGCCUACCCUCUCUCCGGCGCCUCCUCGAGCUCGUUCUCGCCCGCCCCUGCCCCUGCGCCGACGACUCCAUCUUCGCAUGCCCGGAGCUCCUCCCCACGUUCCGCAAGGCCAUCGUCGCCUUCGCCGCCUCCGGCGACAUCCCCGCCGCGUCCGAUGCCCUCGCAUCCCUCCGCCGCGCCGCUGACUCCCCACUUCCCGCCGAGUUCUACAAUAUCAUCCUCCACGCCCUCUCCCGCCUCCACCGCCACGACGAUGCCAUCCGCUUCUACGGCGAGAUGGCCUCCGUCUACCGCGUCGCCCCGGAUGCCUACACCUUCAAUAUACUCAUCAACAGCUCCUGCCGCGCGGAAGGCGUCAACAGCGCCAUGCGGUGGUUUGGAGAGAUGCAGCGCCGGAGCUGCGCACCGACGGGCGUUAGUUUCAACACACUCAUGCGCGGGUUCAUCAGAGAAGGCAGGUACAAGGAGGGAAUCAAGGUCGCACGCGAGAUGCUUGAGCUUGGGGUCGGGCUGUCGGUUGUGUCCAUGGAGAUUUUCAUCGGUGGCUUGUGCCGUGGUGGCGAGGCUGUAAAGGCGGCUGAGGUGUUCGUUGAGUUUUUUGGGGAUGGGGUGGUGCCAGAAGGAUUUGAUUGCUUUGAACUAGUUGAGGCUCUGUGCAGUGUGGGGAAGAUCGACAAAGCAGUAGAAGUGGUGGACAUGGUAUUGGAGAGGAAUAUGAAAUGCUGUCUCAGCGUGCCUGCUGGCGUUACUGUUUUGGAGAGCCUGAUGAAGGCUGGGAGGCUAGAUAAGGUUUGCCAGUUGAUGCGGAGAAUGGUUGAUCAGGGAAUUGUUCCAGAUACAAUUUCUUGUAACUGCAUCUUUGAGGCACUUUGUGAAGAAGGGAGGACAGCUGAUGCAAACCAGCUUAGGGUGCUCGCUAAGGAGAAGGGUUUUGAGGCUGAUAGUGAAACCUAUCGUGUGCUGGUGCAAGGAUUUGGAAGGCAGGGGAGAAGGAAGGAAGGGGAGGCUGUGUUGGAUGAAAUGCUUGAUUCAGGAUUUAUACCAAACAUUGCCUCUUAUAAUAGGCUUCUUGAUGGCUUACGUAAGGGAAGAUCUUUGAGGAUACAAGAGAAUUUCUCAGGGGAUGUGAAAGCACCAGACUGAAAGUAUGUCCCUGGCUGAGAGAGAGAGAGAGAGAGAGAGAGAGAGAGAGAGAGAGAGAUUGAGACUAGGUAGAGAUGCCUGAUGAGCCAGUGGUGUGCAUAACUGCAAGGACACAAAAUGGGAAGCUUGAAAUGAGAUUUGAAUUUUGAAGGCCCCCUUGCUUGGACACCAGGCCCAUCUAUUUGAUUUGGGGUAGCAUUUUUCUGACAUCUUGCCAAACCAAUCGUUGCUAAGGUCUGUAUCACUGUAUAGAUAGAAAAUGCCUCAUUAUAUUGGAGAUUUCAAUUUUUGUAGAUAGGUAUAUAUAUGUCUUCUCGCUAUAUUAACACUGACGUUGCUUUGUUCCGAGUUCUGUUUGGCCUAAAUUAGAUAGUGCAAAGGUAGGACACUAGGCUUGUAUAUUAUCAUCUUAAUGAGCUAUCUUAGUGUUAUAUUUUUUAUGCCCAGUGUCCCCAAAUAUCAUGUCGGGCUGAUAUCCACAAAUUUGGGGUUAAUGAUAUUCAGAGGCAGUACACUGUACACAGAAGGAAGAUAUUAGUAAUGUGGAAGUUCAAUAACCUCAUUAUGAUGGUCUCUUCCUAUCCCCUCCUUUCAUAUAUGCAGUCUCUGGAUAUUUUAACGCUGCCAAAUGUUUCAGUCGGAGUGUUAUCAUAUUUUGAGACUGCAGAUAUAGAGAUGGCUCUGGUGUGACUGCUUCCAAAGAAACAGAUAUAGGAACAAUUGUAGCGUGGCUGCUUUGGAAGUAACUUGUCUUCCAGUCGUCAAUUGGUCAUAAUGCCUAGGAUGGGGGAUAUGCGAAUGUUUGGAAAAUGAUGAAGAAAAUAUUUUUCGGGGAACGUGUUGACAUGGGAAGACAAUCUUCUCAAGGUUUGCAGGAGGCAAUGCAAUGCUUCCAUUUGGAUCAGACGGUCUAAGGUUUCUCUUCUGUCUACUUUCUAAUUGGGGAUUCAAAGGAACUAAUGUUUGAUGGAAAAUUACAUGCAAAGCUUGUCAGCAACCAGCUACCCGUCGAUACUAUUUCCCAAUCUCCACUAAGCAGUGGUCAUCUUAUCUUUAUUGACCACCAUGACAAUACAGUUCCACUGCCACGAAUCUCAACAGUGUAGAAACUUGUAUAGAUGUUCAUCUCCUUCAGCAGCGUCAGUCUCUCUUAAGUGACCAUAUCCACUAUGCUUCUGUGCGUCGCCGGCCGGCGGGUGCUGUCCAGCGGACGCUUCCAUGCGUGUGGAUGGCGGCCGCGAGACCAGCUGGUUGCUUGGCCCUGCCGGAGAGGGUGUUGCAGUUGCGACAUGGUUGGCAACUUGGCAUGGCGGCCACAGAGUAGGGCGGUCGGUGCCGGUGGUCAAGGCGAAAGAGCGCAAGGUUGUACAGGACUUUGUGCGUGUCUGGAGGGACAAGUGAGGUAUCUCUCAGUUUGGCAAAUCGAGAAGCAAUGGAGCAAUCUGUGGGGUCCUCUCUCUGGCGCGCUUCACUUCACAAAGCAUCUCCUCUGCAUUGAAGGCAUGGACAAACACGAACUGACAAUACACGAUCAUUCGAUCA
Molecule: messenger RNA, 3193 nt
Organism: Panicum hallii
Lineage: Eukaryota; Viridiplantae; Streptophyta; Magnoliopsida; Poales; Poaceae
Product: pentatricopeptide repeat-containing protein At2g36240
Exons: 3
Coding region: 131-1651 (506 amino acids)
Molecular function (GO): protein binding
Source: RefSeq, a predicted model, not a curated record